AUGUCGACCUCUGCUCGUCGCCGUCUCAUGCGCGAUUUCAAGCGCAUGCAAACCGAUCCUCCCGCUGGUGUUUCCGCUUCUCCCGUUGCAGACAAUGUUAUGACUUGGAAUGCUGUCAUUAUUGGUCCCGCCGACACACCGUUUGAGGACGGCACUUUUCGCUUGGUGAUGAACUUCGAGGAGCAGUAUCCUAACAAGCCUCCUGGAGUCAAAUUCAUCAGCCAGAUGUUCCAUCCAAAUGUCUAUGGUACAGGUGAACUUUGCCUGGACAUUCUUCAGAACCGAUGGAGUCCAACAUAUGACGUAGCAGCAAUUCUGACCAGCAUCCAAAGUUUACUCAAUGACCCCAACACCUCAUCUCCAGCCAAUGUCGAAGCCUCAAACCUCUACAAAGACAACCGCAAAGAAUAUGUUAAGCGUGUGCGUGAGACUGUUGAGAAGAGCUGGGAAGACUAA
Penicillium taxi is the source of this 456-nucleotide messenger RNA. RefSeq names its product E2 ubiquitin-conjugating protein RAD6 (gene ubc2). Lineage: Eukaryota; Fungi; Ascomycota; Eurotiomycetes; Eurotiales; Aspergillaceae. The transcript has 4 exons. Gene Ontology annotation, biological process: DNA repair; proteasome-mediated ubiquitin-dependent protein catabolic process; protein polyubiquitination. The coding region runs from base 1 to 456 and encodes 151 amino acids. Gene Ontology annotation, molecular function: ubiquitin conjugating enzyme activity. The record is from RefSeq and is a predicted model, not a curated record. Gene Ontology annotation, cellular component: HULC complex.